UCGGUGUACUCCCGGGCGCCGCGCCACGGUGCGCGCCAGAGCUCGGAGCGCCGAGACGCUGCCGCUGGUGCCGGCAGGGCGGGAGCUGCGCCGCGCCCUGGUCCUCGCGCUCGGAGGACAGAUGUGACCAGGAUUAGGGACGCGCGGGCCUAAGCUCGGGUGAAGCGCUUGCAGAGGGCAAGACGGCGGCGACGAGAUGCGAGCGGAGGAGCCUGGCGCCCCUGGCGUCCCGAGCGCCCCGGGGACAGAGCGGGAACCCGGCACCGAGCUGCGCCUGUCCCGCCAGCUGCUGCCAGAGCUCUACACCUUCGUGGCUCGCGUGCUGUUCUACCUGGCGCCCGUCUACCUGGCCGGCUACCUGGGGCUCAGCAUAACCUGGUUGCUGCUCGGCGCCCUGCUGUGGAUGUGGUGGCGCAGGAACCGCCGCGGCAAGCUCGGGCGCCUGGCUGCAGCCUUCGAAUUUCUGGACAACGAACGCCAGUUCAUCAGCCGCGAGCUGCUGGGCCAGCACCUGCCGGCCUGGAUCCACUUCCCGGACGUGGAGAGGGUGGAAUGGGCCAACAAGAUCAUCUCCCAGAUCUGGCCAUACCUGAGCAUGAUCAUGGAGAACAAAUUCCGGGAGAAGCUGGAGCCCAAGAUCCGGGAGAAGAGCGCCCACCUGCGGACCUUCACCUUCACCAAGCUCUACUUCGGACAGAAGUGCCCCAGGAUCAAUGGCGUCAAGGCGCACACCAACAGACGCAACCGAAGACAGGUGACCCUGGACCUGCAGAUUUGCUACAUCGGCGACUGUGAGAUCAGCGUGGAGCUGCAGAAGAUGCACGCUGGCGUGAACGGGAUCCAGUUGCAGGGCACCCUGCGGGUCAUCCUGGAGCCCCUGCUGGUGGACAAGCCCUUUGUGGGCGCUGUGACCAUGUUCUUCCUUCAGAAGCCGCACCUGCAGAUCAACUGGACGGGCCUGACCAACCUGCUGGAUGCGCCGGGGAUCAACGAGGUGUCAGAUAGCCUGCUGGAGGACCUCAUCGCUGCCCACCUGGUGCUGCCCAACCGCGUGACUCUGCCUGUGAAGAAGGGGCUGGACGUGACCAACCUGCGCUUCCCUCUGCCCUGCGGGGCGAUCAGAGUCCACCUGCUGGAGGCGGAGAAGCUGGCUCCGAAAGACAACUUCCUGGGGCUUGGGGGCAAGUCAGACCCCUACGCCAAGGUGAGCAUCGGCCUGCAGCACUUCCGGAGCAGGACUGUCUACAGGAACCUGAGCCCCACCUGGAAUGAGGUGUUUGAGUUCAUGGUGUACGAAGUCCCCGGGCAGGACCUGGAGGUGGACCUGUAUGAUGAGGACCCCGAUAGGGACGACUUCCUGGGCAGCCUGCAGAUCUGCUUGGAGGACGUCAUGACCAACAGAGUGGUGGAUGAGUGGUUUGUCCUGAACGAUACAACCAGCGGGCAGCUGCACCUGCGACUUGAGUGGCUUUCACUGCUCACUGACCAGGCAGCGCUGACUGAGGACCCUGGCGGCCUCGCCACUGCCAUCCUCAUGGUCUUCCUGGAGAGCGCCUGCAACCUGCCGAGAAGCCCUUUCGACUACCUGAACGGUGAAUACCGAGCCCGCAAACUCUCCAGAUUUGCCAGGAACAAGGUCAGCAGAGACCCUUCUUCCUACGUCAAGCUGUCUGUAGGCAAGAAGACAUACACGAGCAAGACCUGUCCCCACAGCAAGGACCCUGUGUGGAGCCAGGCGUUCUCCUUCUUUGUGCACAACGUGGCGGCUGAGCGGCUCCAUCUGAAGGUGCUUGAUGACAACCAGGAGUGCGCUCUGGGAGUGCUGGACGUUCCCCUGUGCCAGCUCCUCCCCUACGCCGACCUCACUCUCGAGCAGCGCUUCCAGCUGGACCACUCGGGCUUGGACAGCCUCAUCUCCAUGAGGCUGGUUCUUCGGUUCCUGUGUGUGGAGGAACGAGAGCUGGGGAGCCCAUACACGGGCCCUGAAGCCCUAAAGAAAGGCCCUCUGUUCAUCAAGAAGGUGGCCACCAGCCAGGGUCCCGAAGCCCCAUGCCACGAAGAAGGCCCUGCUGAUCUGCCACCACCCCUGGACUCUGCUCCUGCCACCCAGGAAGUCUCCGAGACCACCCCAGCCGCCAGCAGUACCAGCACUGCUGCCACCCAGCCCCUACCCCAAGAGAAGGGCCCAGGGCCCAAAGGCAAGGACAGUGCCAAAGGGUUCUGUGAGCCCCUGGGGGAGAAGAAGAGCCCAGCCACCAUCUUCCUGACUGUCCCAGGCCCCCACUCUCCAGGGCCCAUCAAGUCACCCAGGCCCGUGAAAGGCCCUGCCUCCCCAUUCGUAUGGCCGCCCAAGAGGCUGGCUCCCAGCAUGGCCUCACUCAGCUCCCUGGCCUCUUCCUGCUUUGACCUGACAGAUGUCAGCCUCAACACCGAAGGCGAGGAUGGCAGGCAGCGGCGGCUGGGCGAGGUGCGGCUCACGGUGCGCUACGUGUGUCUGCGACGCUGCCUCCGCGUGCUGAUCAAUGGCUGCAGAAACCUGACACCAUGUACCAGCAGCGGGGCUGACCCCUACGUCCGUGUCUACCUGUUGCCAGAAAGGAGGUGGGCGAGUCGUAGGAAGACCUCAGUGAAGCGGAAGACCCUGGAGCCCCUGUUCGACGAGACAUUUGAAUAUUUUGUUCCCUUGGAAGAAGUCAAGAAGAGGUCACUAGAUGUUGCAGUGAAAAACAGUCGGCCACUGGGCUCACACAGAAGAAAGGAGUUAGGAAAAGUCCUGAUCGACUUAUCAAAAGAAGAUCUGAUUAAAGGUUUUUCCCAAUGGUAUGAGCUGACUCCAGAUGGACAGCCCAGAAGCUGAUGAGACAUAUUACCAUGUUUGUUAAAAUGUAUAUAUAUUUAAUGUGUGUAUGUAUAUAUUGUCAUUUAAAUCAGAACAGUCAUCUGACAUGACACAUGACUGGACAGUAUUAGGAAGAGGUAGAGUUAUGUCAGGUCAAACUUUCUCUUGAUUAGAUUUGUUCAAAUCCAGACAAAAGUUUUGGUGUCUGUAUGUCACUGGCAGGUGAUUACGUGCCAAUUCAGCAAGUGUCCUUUGCUGACGGGGAGAACAGCCGCCAGUGUUCCCCGGCAGUUACUUUUAACCCACAACUAAUACUGCCAAAGCCCUCUGGCUGCCCCUGUGGGGCCUGCCUGCCCAGAGUGUUUUGCUACCUGAGUCGUACUGGCAAUGAUGUUACAGUGAUAUACUUAAGGAGUUAAAUAUGCUUCUGGCAGGGCAGUGGAAACUGCUGGAACAGAAAGGGAGCUUCCUAUGGCUUAGGAAUUUUAUUCCCACUUCUCUAAGAGAUGGCUGGCUCACCUUUGUUAAAAGCAAAACAUGUAUUUAAAUAAAUGCUCCUCUUGCAUUUCAGACUUUGUAAGAUCAAAUGGAUUUGUUGGCCCCUCUGAGUUCUUACAGGUGCUGUUGAGGUCGUUUCUUCUUUCUUACUCAAUUAAGCAAGACCCCUGUCAUCACUUGCCCGUUCUCACCGUGCCUUCCUAUGCUGUCACUUUUCAGAAGGGCAACAUCCUAAAGCAAAUCUUGUCCUGUUACUCUUCCUUGUAAAUUGUCUAUGAUGUUCUUUCCAUCAAGUCCACAUACUAGGCCCUGCUGACUCCAGGCUGUCUGUUAAACAAGCACAUACUAAAGUCAUCACUGCAUUUCCCAGGCUUGCAAUGUUAAAAUCCUUAAAGUGGUUGGUAUUUAAUGUUUCUGUUCACUGGCCUUUGAACUCUGAGUUAUUUGAAUGGUUUACCCUUUUCAUUUUGGCUGCAAUUAAUAAAAUGGGGCAAUUUGAUGCCCAUCCUGA
This is a messenger RNA of Oryctolagus cuniculus (rabbit), 3848 nucleotides long. It is a transcript of the gene ESYT3, whose product is annotated as extended synaptotagmin 3. Gene Ontology annotation, biological process: lipid transport. The record is from RefSeq and is a predicted model, not a curated record. Gene Ontology annotation, cellular component: endoplasmic reticulum membrane. Lineage: Eukaryota; Metazoa; Chordata; Mammalia; Lagomorpha; Leporidae. Gene Ontology annotation, molecular function: phosphatidylinositol binding; calcium ion binding; phosphatidylethanolamine binding.